GAAAAGUUAUAGAGCUUGAUUAUAGGAGAAUAUCACGCUUCGUUUUCACCUCGGGUGUAAAAAAACCAACCUUUGACCUUUAUCAUGCGAUUUUCAAUUUCUCUUGUCAGUGUGGCAAGUGCCAUUAUGCUGACGGUACAAGGCGCGCCAUCGACUGUAGAGGAUAAAAGUUAUACAAUGGUGCUUGAACAACGUGUAGGUAAAGUAUGGAACACACCUGCCAGAGUCAAUCAUGUCCUUGCCAAAUAUGGUAUCAUGGAUGAUGAGACCAAACUCGACGCUGCUGCUGAAGUGGAACUGGAGAGUGCUUUUGUGGAUGUUGAGUAUUUAGGCAAGAUUGGUGUAGGCACUCCUCCUCAAUACUUCAAUAUGGACUUGGAUACCGGAAGUGCUGAUAUUUGGAUCCCUGCCAAGGAAUGUCCAACUUGUGGAAAUCGCCAACUCUUUGACUCUGCAGCUUCUUCUACAUUUGAAAAUGUUAACAAAACUUGGUCGUUACGGUAUGCAGAUGGAUCGAGUGUAAUCGGUUUGACUGCCAGGGACACGGUGGAAGUAGGUGAUGUGAAACAUGCAAAUCAAAUCAUUGGCUUGGCACAUACUGAAACGGAAGAUUUUGCACGCGACCAGAAUUUGGAUGGUAUCUUUGGUUUGGCAUUCCCGUCGUUAUCUUUCACAGGUCAAAAACAAUCUAUUGUUGAAAGUAUGUAUGAAGCUGGGGAAAUUGAACAACCUAUUGUGGGUAUCUAUUUGGGUCGUGUUCGUGAUGGUGGAAAAGGUGAAGCUAAAUUUGGUGGUGUGAAUCAAAAUCAUUUCACAGGAGAAAUCAAGUAUCUUCCAGUAACACAGAAGAAAUAUUGGCAAGUGGAAUUCGGUGGAAUAGAAAUCAAUGGCAACACCACAACUGGAGGUGCUUCGCAAGCUAUCAUUGAUACUGGCACUACUUUGACUGUUCUUCCUCCUGCUUUAUCCAAGGCAUUCCAUGAUGCUAUCCCUGGUGCGACAUUUAGUCGAUUAUAUGGAUGGCAAGUUCCAUGCAAAUUACAAAAUGGUGGUACUAUUACUUUCAAGUUGGGUGGUCAAGAUUUCCCUGUGCCUCUUGGUGAUAUGAUUCGUGAACGAUCUACUCCCAAUAAUCCCUCUCUCUGUUUUUCCGGUGUGGCCGAAGCAAAUUCCCCUUUGAUCAUCAUGGGCGACACCUUUUUACGUAACUAUUAUUCGGUGUAUGAUUUCAAGAAUGCUCAAGUUGGUUUGGCCCCAUCAAAAGCUUAGAUGAUUAGUUGAUAAUAUAGUAUAGAUAUUUGUAUGUGUAUUUGAAUCAAAAAAAAAAAAAUGUUAAU
This is a messenger RNA of Halteromyces radiatus, 1337 nucleotides long. Its product is annotated as aspartic peptidase domain-containing protein. The coding region runs from base 85 to 1269 and encodes 394 amino acids. Gene Ontology annotation, biological process: proteolysis. Lineage: Eukaryota; Fungi; Mucoromycota; Mucoromycetes; Mucorales; Cunninghamellaceae. Gene Ontology annotation, molecular function: aspartic-type endopeptidase activity. The record is from RefSeq and is a predicted model, not a curated record. The transcript is spliced from 6 exons.